Molecule: messenger RNA, 1326 nt
Organism: Batrachochytrium dendrobatidis JAM81
Lineage: Eukaryota; Fungi; Chytridiomycota; Chytridiomycetes; Rhizophydiales
Exons: 5
Coding region: 81-1241 (386 amino acids)
Biological process (GO): proteolysis
Molecular function (GO): metalloexopeptidase activity
Source: RefSeq, a predicted model, not a curated record
CUUUGAUAUUGUCUAUAACCUUUUCGUCUAUACUAGCUACUACUGUCAAGUAACCUUUUAAACUGAAUUAUACAAGAAUUAUGCGCCUUGCUACUCUCUCUGCCGCCUCGAUUCUUGCCUUUAGCCUGUCUGUUUUAGCUGUUCCAUUUCAGCAAGACCAGGAUCUCCUGCAGAAUGACCCAUUUGCUCGUCGUCUUAUCUCCUUUUCCGAAGGACAAUCACAAUGGAUGAACGAAGAGCAGAUAUUUGGUCUGUAUAGAUCCAAUACCAAGUUUAUUGAUAUCACUGAUGGUGACAUGGACAGCAUCACCUUUUUCCAAGCCAGUACCACAACUAAAAAAGACUAUCCCUCGCUCCUUUCCCAACAGAGCAAGGUCACCCCGAUCAUCGAUGCUAUUUCACAGGAUGGUAUGAAGCAGUUUUUGACCAGCUUCAGUGGAUUCAAAACCAGGUACUUUAGGUCAUCUAGUGGUAUUGAAUCAUCCAAGUGGCUACAAACGCAAGUCCAGGACCUGGCCGAUAGUCAUGGCCGAAACGAUGUAUCUCUUUCUGUAAAACAGUUUAAGCACUCGUGGGGCCAAGCAUCGAUUAUUGCCAGAUUUGAAGCAACUGGCUCAGCAAAAGAUGAAAAUGCUCAAGAUAUCAUUGUUAUAUCUGCUCAUCAAGACUCGGUAAACCAGUUUAAUCCGUGGUUUGGUCGUAGUCCUGGUGCUGACGAUGAUGGAUCUGGCAGUACUACUAUAUUUGAAGUAUUGACUCGCCUUCUCAAGUCUGAUUUUGUUCCCAAUCGUCCAGUCGAAUUCCACUGGUACAGUGGUGAAGAAGGCGGUCUGCUUGGUUCACAAAAAGUAGUUGCCGAUUACAUGAAGCGCAAAGUAGAUGUCUACGCCAACUUCCAUAAUGACAUGACUGGAUACCAGCCAAAAAACAAAAAGCCUGUGAUUGGUAUCUCGACCGAUUUUGUAGAUCCAAAACUGUCUACUUUUCUCCAGCAUAUUGUCGAGGGAUAUUCCAGCAUUAGCUGGGCUCCCACCAAGUGUGGAUAUGCUUGCUCUGAUCAUGCUACGUGGAACAAGGCCGGAGUUCCCACUGUAUUUACAUUUGAAGCUCCCUUUGCCGAUCACAGUCCAUACAUUCAUACUUCUGAUGAUACUGUUGAACAUAUUGAUUUUGGCCACAUGGCUGAGUUUGUCAAAAGUGUGAUUGGGUUCACUGUCGAGCUAUCUCUAUAUGGUAAAUAGUAGCGAUCCGAAUUUUUGUUACGACCAUCUGUCAAGAUCGAGUUUGGUUGGUGAUAUAGGGAUAAAUGAAAAAAUGUCAAUAACU